UGGCCAAUGGUAAAGGAUUGUCCUUGGCACUCGUAGUUGUCAAUGUUUGAUUGCUGGUGACCGGCCUAGCCUUUCCGGCCAUUACAACUUCUCAUGUAACAAUCUAUGGAAGUCGAGGAAUUUUACUGUCGGAAAGUCCGGUCACCUCAAUCGCAUCUCGUUUCAAGUGUCUCUGAUUACAACCUGUGGUUAUGGUGAAUUAUCCAAUAGUCGCGGUGGGAAUUAUCAGCUGGUGGACUGUCUCGUGGUGUUGGAUUUGCUAAUUAAUCAGUGGAAUAGUGGUUAGCACUUGACCCCAUUGGAUUCACAAUUUAAUAGGACAAGUGGCCAACGAAAUGGAGGAUCACGAGAUGGACGAGUUCUGUGGCUCAACUUUUUGGGAUUAUAAUCAGUCAUGGAACACGACAGAUCCAGAUUUGAGCUCGUGUUUUCAAAAUACAGUGCUAGUUUGGACUCCCUGUGCAUUCCUCUGGACAUUUUCGUUCUUGGAAGCAUAUUAUUUGAUAAACAGUAAACGAAGAGAUAUACCAUAUUCAUCGAAAUUCAUCGCCAAAGGUCUACUUACAGCUGUACUUAUUGUAUUUAGUAUUAUGGAUUUGGGAUUGGCUAUCCACAGGAACAGUUCCAAAACAGUUGAUUAUUAUACACCAAUCAUUAAGUUUGCCACAUUUUCAUUGGCGGCAACUCUGUUGCAUUACAACAGAAAAAUGGGAAUGAGAACAUCGGGUUUGCUGUUCCUGUUCUGGUCAUUCCUCGCAUUGUGCGGCAUUGUACAGUUUCGACGCAUUCUGAGGAAUUGGGAUCAAGAAGACAGUUAUGCGAGGAUAUCCUAUGUGAUAUAUUAUCCAGUGGUACUGGUGCUUUUUCUCCUUAAUUUUCUGGUUGAUGACAAACCCAAGUUCUCUGAAUAUGCUGAGGUUGAUAAACCAUGUCCGGAGCAAAGUGCCUCAUACCCUUCGAGAAUGACAUUCGCGUGGUUCGAUGCAUUGGCAUGGAGGGGCUUCAAAAAGCCCCUGGAAACAUCGGACCUGUGGUCGAUGAAUCCCGAGGAUACAGCCAUGGAGAUAGUCCCCAAGUUCGACAAGUAUUGGAAUAAAACGUUGAAAAAGUACGACAGGCUCAUGUGGGAUUAUUGUAGCAAUCAAUCAGCGAAGGCAUCGUUCCGAAAGGGCUCAGGUCAGGUGAAUUUCAACAACACUCGCAGGAAAAAAGGUGCCUCAAUUUUGAUCCCUCUCUGUCGAGCCUUCGGCCCUACCUUCAUAUUCGGAGCAUUCCUCAAGCUCUCGCAGGACAUAAUGAUCUUCAUCGGGCCCAAGGUCCUGGAGCUCCUCAUAGAAUUCAUAAAGGGCAACGAGCCCAACUGGAAGGGUUACUUCUAUUCAGCCCUGUUGUUCCUCACAGCUGUUCUCCAAACCUUAGUCCUCUCCCAGUACUUCAACCGAAUGUUCAUCGUUGGCUUGAGAAUUCGCACAGCGUUGAUAGCCGCGAUCUACCGAAAAGCCCUGAGAAUGUCCAACUCCGCCAGAAAGGAGUCAACUGUCGGUGAAAUAGUGAAUCUGAUGUCAGUUGACGCCCAAAGAUUCAUGGACCUGAUAGCCUACAUCAACAUGAUCUGGUCGGCUCCAUUGCAAAUAGCCCUGGCCUUGUACUUCCUCUGGGGAAUUUUGGGCCCAUCAGUUCUGGCUGGUCUGGCUGUCAUGAUAAUUCUAAUUCCUGUGAAUGCCCUCAUCGCCUCGAAAGUAAAAACCCUUCAAAUAAGACAGAUGAAGAACAAAGACGAGAGAGUGAAACUCAUGAACGAAGUACUUAAUGGAAUUAAAGUACUUAAACUGUACGCCUGGGAGCCCUCCUUCGAGCAGCAGAUCCUCAACAUCAGGAACAAGGAGAUCAAGGUGUUGAAAGAGGCUGCCUACCUCAAUGCUGGCACAAGUUUCAUCUGGUCGUGUGCACCGUUUCUGGUGUCUCUAGUGUCAUUCGCCACGUACGUUUACAUCGACGAGAACAAUGUUCUCAACAGCAGCAAAGCCUUCGUGUCUCUCAGUCUCUUCAAUAUACUCAGGUUUCCACUGUCGAUGCUCCCCAUGAUGAUCAGCAAUGUCGUUCAGGCAUCCGUAUCCGUCAAGCGCAUCAACAUAUUCAUGAAUAACGAAGAACUGGAUCCCGAUAAUGUUCAGCAUGAUCAGGCUGAGAUCGAUCCUCUCAUCAUCGAGAAUGGAAGCUUCACUUGGGACUCAGCAGAUUCAGUUGAGAAGCCCACUCUCAGGAACAUUAAUGUCUCUGUCAAGCAUGGACAAUUGGUUGCCAUUGUAGGUACCGUUGGCUCGGGGAAGAGCUCUCUCGUGUCUGCAUUCUUUGGAGAGAUGUACAGACUCAGUGGAAGGGUCAAUACCAGGGGAUCCAUUGCUUACGUGUCACAACAGGCCUGGAUUCAGAAUGCAACGAUGCAGGAUAAUAUUCUUUUUGGAAGGGCUUUUGAUAAGACACUCUACAACAAGGUGAUCGAGGCUUGUGCACUUGUUCUCGAUAUCGAAAUGCUUCCGGCUGGAGAUCAGACGGAGAUUGGGGAAAAGGGGAUCAAUUUGUCUGGAGGACAGAAGCAAAGGGUCGCCCUGGCUAGGGCUGUCUACAGUGAUAGUGAUGUGUACUUCUUGGACGAUCCUCUCAGUGCUGUUGAUUCACACGUCGGGAAGCAUAUAUUUGAGAAUGUUAUUGGACCCAACGGAAUGCUUAAGAAGAAGACCAGGGUCCUGGUUACUCAUGGAAUCACGUACUUACCGGAGGUUGAUAAUAUUGUGGUACUUAAGGACGGGGAGAUCACGGAGAGCGGGACAUACAAGCAGUUGAUGGAGAAGAGGGGCGCUUUUGCUGAUUUUUUGAUACAACAUUUGCAAGAAGUGAGGGCACAAGACGACGAAGAGACAGACUUGACAGAGAUUAAACAACAAUUGGAAUCGACUAUUGGCACAGAAGAGUUCAAACAAAAAUUAACGAGAUCACGUUCGAAAACAUCGAUGACUCCCAGUGAUUCUGGUUCGGCCGACCAAAGAUCCUUGAGUGGUGGAUCGCUACGCAGACAACAAUCGACUGAGAGCCAGAGAUCUGGAUCUCUCGCCAAGAUCACGAGUUUCAAGGAGAAUAAGCCCAUUGAAGGAAAGGUCGGUGAGAAGAUCAUUGAAACGGAGAAAACGGAAACUGGAAGUGUAAAAUUACGUGUGUACGCCCACUACCUGAAAUCCAUCGGUUGGUUUUUAUCGAUAUCCACGAUAAUAAUGAACGCCGUCUUCCAAUCAUUCAGCAUUGGCUCCAAUAUAUGGAUCAGCAAAUGGUCUGACGACGAUUCGAUAGUGGUAGAUGGCGUCCAGGAUACAUCAAAACGCGAUAUGUACGUCGGUGUCUACGGUGCACUAGGUCUUGGUCAAGCGGUGACGAGUUUUUUCUGCGAUUUGGCACCACAGUUGGGCUGCUGGCUGGCCGCGCGCCAGAUGCACUUGGUCAUGCUUAGCGGGGUGAUGCGUGCAUCAUUGACCUUCUUUGAUACAACACCCACAGGUCGAAUAAUCUCCAGAUUCGCUAAAGACGUCGACGUGCUGGAUACAUCACUCCCCCAACAAAUUUCUGAUAGCAUCUAUUGUUUCUUUGAGGUAAUUGCUACACUCGUAGUCAUAAGCAUCAGUACACCUGCCUUUAUAUCGAUUAUAAUACCUAUUGGAGUUAUCUACUAUUUUAUACAACGAUUUUACGUUGCAACGUCGAGACAAUUGAAACGACUGGAGUCCGUCUCGAGAUCACCAAUUUAUUCACACUUUGGUGAAUCUGUUACGGGUGCACCAACAAUCAGAGCUUAUGGAGUUCAAGACAGAUUCAUUCGCGAAUCGGAAAACAGAGUUGACUUCAAUCAAGUCUGCUAUUACCCAAGCAUCAUUGCGAAUAGAUGGUUGGCCGUACGCUUGGAAAUGAUCGGCAACCUGAUCAUCUUAUUCUCCGCUCUGUUCGCUGUACUCGGACGAGACACCCUGAGCGCUGGUCUCGUAGGUCUCUCGGUGAGUUACGCCUUGCAAAUCACUCAAACCCUCAAUUGGCUGGUCAGAAUGACCUCAGACGUAGAGACCAACAUCGUCGCUGUAGAGAGGAUAAAGGAGUACGGUGAGACACCUCAGGAGGCACCCUGGGAAAUAUCAGAUAAAACUCCCCCCAGAGAGUGGCCCUCAGAGGGUCGAGUGGAAUUCAGGGACUUUAAGGUUCGUUACCGGGAAGGACUCGAUCUUGUCCUGAAAGGAAUAUCCUUCACUGUCGAGGGCGGAGAGAAAAUUGGAAUCGUUGGAAGAACUGGCGCUGGUAAAUCCUCACUUACACUGGCACUCUUCAGGAUAAUCGAAGCUGCUGAGGGAAAGAUCAUCAUCGAUGACAUUGAUAUUGCCACUUUGGGACUCCACUCGUUGAGAUCGAGACUCACCAUCAUACCUCAGGAUCCUGUUCUCUUCUCGGGGAGUCUCAGGCUUAAUCUCGAUCCCUUUGAUCGACACGGCGAUGAGGAGGUCUGGAGGGCCUUGGAGCACGCCCAUCUCAAGACUUUCGUACAAAGUUUACCGAAUGGCCUAUCCCAUGUAGUAUCAGAAGGUGGUGACAAUUUAAGCGUAGGUCAGAGACAAUUGAUAUGCUUAGCCAGGGCACUUCUUAGGAAAACAAAAAUUCUUAUAUUGGAUGAAGCCACUGCCGCUGUUGAUCUAGAAACUGAUGAUCUCAUUCAACGAACAAUUAGGGAAGAAUUCAAAGAAAGUACUGUGCUCACUAUUGCACAUAGACUAAACACAAUCCUCGAUUCUGACAGGGUUAUUGUCCUAGAUAAAGGAUACAUGGUCGAAUUUGAAUCACCCCAUUCACUCCUUCAAAAAACCACCAGUGCAUUCUACAGUAUGGCCAAGGAUGCUGGACUAGUGGCAUAAAAAAAAGUUUCAACUUCAAGUGAAAUGAAUUCAUCUCUUCAUCUUGUUUCUGUCACUUUCAAGACGAACAUUUGCAUUUCAUUUCUGUGAGCUUUUUUAAACUUAACAUCAACGGAUUUAUCGUAUUCGUCUUCGCGAAAAAUAUCCUGAAUCGGAAGAGAGAAAAAUAAAACUAGGAUAGAGUAGGGUGAAGUGGAAAUGGAAUAAUUAAUGACUCGGAAACCACAGAGUUAAAUUCAAUGAUUUUUUAUGCCUCCAAAACUUAACAAGAGAGAGAGAAAAUGAAGAAAAAAUCGGUGAAUUUCACUCUACCGAUCUCACAACGAACGCGAAAAAUCCAUGAAAUUAGUUUUUUAUUUUUAUGCAAGGGCGAACAUAAACUGUAUUUUCAAUUAUUCAAUUGAAUUACUUAAAAUACUGCCAGUAUACUAUAAAAGAUUUAUUGUUUGAUAGCACUGACUCCUUAUUGGAUGUCAGUCUUAUCAAUAAUCAUGGUGCGAGAGCCGCAAAGCCAAGGGUUUAUUACGUUUCAAAUAUUUCAUAUUUUUUUACCAACUAAAUUCACUCGUUGACUAGUUUUGAUUUUAGUCUUUCUAUUCUAAUUAUUAAUUGUUCUCAUAGUUCGGUCAAUUCGCGAGAUCAUUGCAACAUCAUGAUAAUAAUUUAUCCACAAUAUAAUCGCAAAUUAUUAUUCUCUUAUUUAUUAUAUUUUCAUUUGAAUUAUUUAAAACGAAGUGACGUGCUGUUUUGUCAAUAAUUACUCGAGUGUUACCAUGUGUUUAGUGUUUUGUGUGUCAACUCCAGGGGCUUGUCAUCAAAAUCAUUGUGAGUUGAGAUAUUAUUUAAUGAAACUGUCGCCUUCGAGACGAACGAGAAUAAUUUCAUAGAAAAUUUUAUUGAAUUUUUAUUAGCAACUAACUUUUCUUUAGUUCUGUAACAAAAUUCUGCACCUUUUUAAUUUUUUUGUAGAACAGGUACAAGAGAAAAUAUUUUACAGAAAAAAUCAGUAUAAAUUCUUCUACGAAUCUUGAGAAAUAUUGGCCACCAGUGAAGAUAAUUCACUCGUUUUACCACCUGAUUUUCAUUGAUUAUUUUUGUAGAAAAUUUUCCACUGAACAUUUACAUUACAGAAUGAAAAGCCCGAAACGGAGUAGAACUCCAACAGAUCUUCCUCGCGAGUCCAAAAAAUUUUCUACGAAAUUUUUUCGCACGUAAAUUGUCAACUGUGUCAAUGAUAACUUAAACCUCAAUUAUAGAAAAUUGAUAAUCGAUGUUAUUGAACAAUCAAAAGAGUGACACAUCACCAGCUAUCCCAAUGCUGUUGAUAAUUUAAUUACGAAUUAUGGCACUGAAUUAUCGUAUUAAUGAGCAGCAUCGCUGAAAGGCAGCACUCACCACUGAUUAAAAAAGUUAGAGCUACUUGUUUUGUGGAUAAUUAUAGAUUAUGUUAUGGAUAAUUGUAGGUGUAGAUACACGACAGUACAAUCACCCUAGUUUAGACACAGUUGCCACAGAAUGAAGGGUACUUGUUGAUUGUUUGAUGUGUUUGUAAUUAUUUCUCUGUUAACUGCAAUUUAUGUUGUAUAAACAAUACCCCACCCUCAAAGGGGUUACAGGUGUGAAAAAAUUCUGAAGACGAUGAAAGAGCACUUGCUGAGGAAUUCCUUCCAAUUUUCCCUUAAUCCUGAAUAGUAAAAUCUUAUGAAAUGAAUCUGGAGAGAUCAUUUGUACUUAAAAAAAAAUUGGUGGAAUUUUUGCUUCUGAAUAUUUUCACAUUUGAAAAUAUAAACUGGCAUUGUGACUAUAAUUUUUUGUGUAUAAACAAUAGUUGAAAAUGAUGACAAGUGUGAAAAAAUUCUAGAGACGAUUCAAGAGCUGUUAAUGAGGAAUUUCUUUCAAUUUUCCCUCAAUUUGGAAUAGUAAAAUUUGAUGAAAUGGAUCAGGAAAGAAUUAUUUGUAUUUUCUUAAGUAAAAAAAUAAGGAAUAAAUUUUGUCUUCAGAAUUUUUUCAUACUCGAAAAAAGUCAAGAAUAUCAAAUUUUUCAAUUUUUGUGAAAUUGAAGGGAGGUUGACGUUAGGAAUGAAAAUACGACAAAUGAUAAAUGAACAAUUACAUAUUUUAGAUUCAUUGUACAGAUGAUCGAUGAAAAAGUGCCUUAAUUUUAAUGCCCAUAGAUAAAAGUUAUGUAUAUAAUGUAACAGAUUCUCCUUUUUGCCUAAUCAUAUUAGAGUUUAAGUAUUACCGCGUACAUAUGCCAAUUAAUCAUAAAUUAUUGUAGUCCAUAAGAUUAUCGAAAAUAACUAGACCUAAGAAUUUAAAAAAGUUAUUCAUUUUUCUAAUUAAACUUAUUGCUCAGAUGUUUCACAGCCUCUCAAAUUAUUCUCCAUUCAUUUUCUGGAUAAUGUAUGUUCAUAUUUGUUACUGUAUGCUAGUAGAAAGACGAAAACUUGAGUAACUAUUAAAAGUAUAUUGUAAACAAUUGGAAAGGUCAAAUAUAUCUAGACAAUUAUUAUUA
This is a messenger RNA of Diachasmimorpha longicaudata, 7458 nucleotides long. It is a transcript of the gene MRP, whose product is annotated as multidrug resistance-associated protein 1. The transcript is spliced from 14 exons. Gene Ontology annotation, molecular function: ATP hydrolysis activity; ATP binding; ABC-type transporter activity. Lineage: Eukaryota; Metazoa; Arthropoda; Insecta; Hymenoptera; Braconidae. The record is from RefSeq and is a predicted model, not a curated record. Gene Ontology annotation, cellular component: membrane. Gene Ontology annotation, biological process: transmembrane transport. The coding region runs from base 336 to 4943 and encodes 1535 amino acids.